Molecule: messenger RNA, 1925 nt
Organism: Pistacia vera
Lineage: Eukaryota; Viridiplantae; Streptophyta; Magnoliopsida; Sapindales; Anacardiaceae
Product: anthocyanidin 3-O-glucosyltransferase 2-like
Exons: 1
Coding region: 1-1485 (494 amino acids)
Molecular function (GO): UDP-glycosyltransferase activity
Source: RefSeq, a predicted model, not a curated record
AUGUCAAAAACGAUGAAGAAAGCUGAGCUGGUGUUCAUCCCUUCACCGGGCGUCGGCCACCUGAGAUCGACGGUGGAGCUGGCAAAGCUCCUCCUCCACCGGGACCACUGCCUCUCCAUCACCGUCCUCGUCAUGCAGCGACCCGUCGACAACAAAGUCAAUCCCUACCUUCACUCACUUGACAAUGACAUCAACAUCAUUCGCCUCCCAAACGUUGAUCCUUCCCCUCCAAAAUCAUCUUCUCGGAUUAGCUCCUUCAAUUCGUUCAUCGAAAGCCACAAACCCAACGUCAGAGAAGCCGUCGCUAAGCUUGUUCAUGCCGAGUCAGCCUCCGAUGACUCACCUCGACUCGCCGCGUUCGUUCUCGACAUGUUCUGCACGAGCAUGAUCGAGGUUGCGAAUGAUUUUGGAGUUCCUAGCUAUGUUUUCUACACCUCGAGUGCCGCUUUUCUGGGCUUGAAAUUUUACGCGCAAGCUCUUUUUGAUGAACAGAAGAAGCUACUCACUGACUUGAAUGACUCGGAAACUGAUUUGGAAGUACCGGGUCUUGUUAACUCAGUUCCAGUCAGAGUUUUGCCGGCCGUGUUGUUAGAUAAAGAUUGGUCUACUGCUUUCUUUGAACAAGCGAGGAGGCUUAGAGGAGUGAAGGGUAUUAUUGUGAAUACAUUCAUGGAGCUGGAAUCGUAUGCGGUCAAGUCUUUCUCUGAAGGUAAGAUGAUCAACGUCCCACCUGUAUAUACUGUCGGACCCGUUUUGAAUCUCAAAGAUGAUGGCAAUGAACAAGGAUCAGGUGGGUCGAUUACAAAAUCAGAGAUCAUGGAAUGGCUUGAUGAUCAACCGCGGUCUUCAGUUGUGUUUCUAUGCUUCGGGAGCACGGGAAGCUUUGAUGAAGAUCAGGUGAAAGAGAUAGCUUCUGCGCUAGAGCACAGUGGGCAUGGAUUCUUGUGGUCUUUACGUCAACCUCCAUCGAAGGGUCAUAUUGGUUACCCUAGUGAUUACACAAAAUUGAAGGACGUGAUACCAGAAGGAUUUCUCGAUCGAACGGCUAAGAUUGGGAAGGUGAUUGGAUGGGCUCCACAAGUGUCGAUCUUGGCCCACGAGGCGAUCGGAGGGUUCGUAUCACAUUGCGGGUGGAAUUCAGUGUUUGAGAGCAUAUGGUUUGGUGUUCCAAAUGCGACGUGGCCUAUGUAUGCUGAUCAACAAUUCAACGCUUUUAAGAUGGUGAUUGAGUUGAGAUUAGCGGUUGAGAUUAAAAUGGACUAUAUAAAGGAGAUUUCUGGGAAUAGUCUAACAAUAGUGAGUGCAGAAGACAUAGAGAAAGGAAUAAAGAAAUUAAUGAAAGGUGAUGGUGAGAUAAAGAAAAGGAUGGUGGAGAUGAGUGAAAAGAGUAGAAAGGCUUUGAUGGAGGGUGGAUCUUCGUUCUCUUCAUUGGGUUGCUUCAUUGAUGAUGUUAUGGAGAACAUAGGAUCAAAGGUACCAAAUUAAUGUUAAUGUAUAAUUCAGUUUAUUGUUAUAAUUUUAGUAGUGAUAUGGAAAUGAGAACUAAAUAAAGUAAAUAACAAGGACCAAAGUGAGAAAAUUAAGAGAUGUGAUUGAUAUUGCUUAGUUUCUCAAAACUUUUUAUGGUUAGAAGACGAGUGAUGUUAGGUCACAAUCCAAUCUUACAAUCUUCUCUCAUAAUCUUCGACACGCUAGCUCAUCAUUGGUUAGUUCGUAAAUGGACAGACGAACCCAUACAAGUAGGUGGGACCUAUUUUGCAAGCUAACCAAUGACAAACUGUCAUGUCAAAUGUUGUAAGAUUGGGUUGUAGAUCUAGUAUUACUCAUUAUCUUCGCCACUAGAUUAGUGGUGGAGAUUCACUAUUUACAAUAUUUAUUAAAAUAUCCUAUGAUUUAGAUUAUAAAUUUAUAUUUUUACAAUGAAA